Molecule: messenger RNA, 917 nt
Organism: Manduca sexta (tobacco hornworm)
Lineage: Eukaryota; Metazoa; Arthropoda; Insecta; Lepidoptera; Sphingidae
Product: dual specificity mitogen-activated protein kinase kinase 4-like
Exons: 2
Coding region: 33-362 (109 amino acids)
Biological process (GO): protein phosphorylation; MAPK cascade
Molecular function (GO): JUN kinase kinase activity; ATP binding
Source: RefSeq, a predicted model, not a curated record
GUUCAGAUGUGUGGUCAUUGGGCAUCACGCUAAUGGAAGUUGCCACUGGCGCUUUCCCGUAUCCUCGCUGGGGAUCCGUAUUCGAACAACUGCAACAAGUUGUGCAAGGAGAUCCACCAAGGCUCACAAACAACAACAAUGCAUUUUCUAAUAACUUCGUCAAUUUCGUCAAUACUUGCCUCAUAAAAGAAGAAACUCAGCGUCCUAAAUAUAACAGACUGUUGGAGCACCCAUUCAUAAAAGGUAUAAACCAAAGUCGUGCCGAUGUCGCAGCGUACGUGUGCGAAGUGUUAGACGCUAUGGAACGUAAUGGAGUUAGUCCGUUUACCACAGACCAGCCGGCGCAAGCCUGGGUAGAUUAGAUACACCACAAUUUAAAAAACUUCUAGAAUUUUGCGUGAAGAGUUGGUUUGCAAAAUGUUGUUCACAUUGUUACACAUAGGCAAUAUCUAUAUCUUUAAAGUGAGACAUAAUAGUGGAAGUUUGAUUCACAGAGAACUUGUUAACCCACUUGUAAUGCCACAUUGUCUAAUAUUGUAAUAUAAAUUUGCAUUUUAAUGAAUUAGGAAUUAACAAAACUUGGGAAUAUGAAUCCUUUAACAUGCAGCCUUUGCAGUAAGUUGUUGGAUGUCUCAAUGUUUUCCCACUUACUUCCUAUUUUAUUUGUUGACACAAUUUGAGAACAGAUUGAUUAGUUUUAUGUCAUAUUUACUGCAAUAUCACUUAUUACUGAAAUAGAGAUAAUUCUAAUAUUAACUAAUAAUUUACUGUGUAAAUUCAGGUAGAAUAUGUUAUUAGGACAAGUAGUAAAAUUUGUACAAACAAGUAGUUUGUAUCACUAAUUUUAUUCUGUAUAAUAGUAUGGAUAUGUUCAGUUCUCAAAAUGAAAUAAAGUUAUAAAGUUCUAUGUUAAUUAA